CCCCUAUCCGGUCUGACUUUGCUGGUCUGCCAUUAGGCGACCGUCAUGGCACACCAUGUCCGGCUCCGUGACAUUUCCUCUACGCCGCAUCCAAAAUCGCCCCCUCGAAAGUCUCGGCACGUCAACGCAAAAGCUAUAGCAGCACCGCCACUUUCGAUUUCUUUUCUGCCAUCGUCAUAGAGCGUGCCACGGCUACCCUCAUUCCGUCGCAGCCCAGCCCCGAUGAACAAACAAGAUACUACUAUGGCUUGCCCGGUCAACCUUGAGUCAACCAAGGUUGGUAGUCCGAUCAAGCUCGGAUCCAUGGGAAUUCAAGAAGGACUUUUGGCCUAUUCCCAAAGCACUUGACCCCAGCGGAAGACAUGACAUUAUCGAUGUAUGGAAUAACCCCGCAGGCUCUCUUCACCGGGGCAUACUCCAGGCACUUGAGAAUGUGGCUUAGACCGCCAUCGACAUUUGGCGCAUUGGCUACGUACGGGUCCCUUUCUGAUGAAGUUCCUAGGGAGACACCUGAACAGCCAGUCACGCUGUUUGUCUCAGUGGAACCAGACUUAACACCAUGGGACCGUGGCCAAGCCAUUGUCAUGAAGUGUCAUGAGGUCCUGCAAGUUGGAAGUUGAACAGCUUCAGCUGAGUGGGCUAUGUUCAUCUUUGAACUUGAGCUAAUGCUCGAACUCGGGCACGCCUUUUAGAGGAAGAUCCCAGAUAUUUCCUACAAUAGGAAGAGGCUUUAGUUUAGAAAGAGCAGGUUAUAGGGACAUUUUAAGUAAUAGUAAAGUUAAUAGAUAGUAAAAAAGGUAAAUUACUCUAUAAGAAGUUAAUAAAAUAC
Messenger RNA from Ilyonectria robusta, 829 nucleotides. RefSeq lists its product as uncharacterized. NCBI's taxonomy places the organism in Eukaryota, Fungi, Ascomycota, Sordariomycetes, Hypocreales, Nectriaceae. The record is from RefSeq and is a predicted model, not a curated record. The transcript is spliced from 2 exons. Bases 363 to 620 code for a protein of 85 amino acids.